GUCGUUGAUUGUGAGUUAAACCGCCGGGCCACAUAACAGAUACACAAAUUGACGAAAAAAGAAAAAAAAAAAAGAAAAAAAAAAGAUUACGUAGUUUUUUUUGCUAACGAAUUUGGAUCCAAGCUAAAGAAUGUCUAACGUUUCGUACCAUAUCGCCAAUCUUCUAGAAAAGAUGGCUUCCAGCGAUAAAGAUUUUCGCUUCAUGGCGACAAAUGAUUUGAUGGGUGAGUUGCAAAAGGAUUCUAUCAAGUUGGAUGAUGACUCUGAACGCAAGGUUGUUAAGAUGCUUCUCCGACUUUUGGAAGAUAAAAAUGGUGAAGUUCAAAAUCUGGCUGUGAGAUGCUUGGGACCAUUAGUUACCAAAGUGAAGGAUGUUCAAGUAGAAACAAUUGUUGAGCAUCUAUGCACAAACAUGUCUUCUGACAAAGAACAGUUAAGAGAUAUUUCAUCAAUUGGAUUAAAAACUGUCAUUAGUGAGUUACCCUUGACAGCAUCUGGAAUGGCAGCAUCUGUUUGCAAAAGAAUAACAGGGCGUCUGAAUACUGCCAUUGCUAAACAAGAAGAUGUUUCAGUUCAGCUUGAGGCCCUAGAUAUCCUGGCUGAUCUUUUGACCAGGUUUGGCAGUCUUCUGGUCUCUUUCCACGAAGCCAUCCGUGAAGCUUUACUUCCGCAACUGGCCUCCCCACGUCUUGCCGUGCGCAAACGUACAAUCCAAGCUCUGGGGCACUUGGUCAUGUCUUGCCAUCAUACUUUAUAUGUGAAGAUUAUGGAACACCUUCUCGAUGGUCUAGCCAAAAAUUCGACUACUUCAACAACGAGGACCUACAUUCAAGCAGUUGGUGCUAUAUGUCGGCAAGCAGGUCAUCGUUUUGGCGAGAACGUGGAGAGAGUGGUGCCGUCUCUAAUUCAGUUCAUAAAUGUGGAUGACGAUGAACUCCGGGAGUUCUGUCUUCAGGCUUUUGAGGCGCUAGUUCACAAGUGUCCGAAAGAGAUGGCACCCCACGUUGGAACCCUUAUCGCCAUCUGCCUAGAACUUCUAGCCUAUGAUCCGAACUACAAUUAUGAAGAGGAAAAUGCCGAUGAUGACGACGGUGAUAUGGAAACGGAAGAAGAAGAUGAAGAAAACGAGGAAGAAUAUUCUGAUGAUGAUGAUAUGUCCUGGAAGGUACGUAGAUGUGCUGCUAAAUGCUUAGAGGCUAUAAUAAGCACCCGACCAGACUUGCUGUUUGAUUUCUAUCGUACAGUUUCUCCUGUCUUAAUUGGACGCUUCAAAGAACGGGAGGAAAAUGUAAAAGCUGAUAUUUUCCAUGCAUUCAUUGCUCUUCUAAAGCAAACGAAACCAUCCGGAUCUGUUCGUGAUGAUGGGUCAGGCUUUGGCGCUAACCAGGAGAUCUAUACUGUGUUAAUGCAACAAGUUCCUCUAAUUAUUAAAGCUACCAGUAAGCAGAUGAAGGACAAAAGCUUGAAAACGCGACAAGGUGUGCUCGCGCUUUUGACUGAGUUGGUCUUGGUUAUUCCCGGAUGCUUGAGUCCUCAUUUUAGUCAACUGGUUCCAGGAAUCCUCUUCUGUCUCAAUGAAAGAAACGCUAGUUCUCCGAUGAAAAUAGACACUCUACAGUUUGUGCACACGGUACUAGUUCAUCAUCCACCCGAAGUGGCUCACGAACACAUUGCAGCCUUAUUGCCUUCCUUGUUAACCGCUGUGUCCGAUCCGUUUUAUAAGAUCACAUCAGAAGCUCUCUUGGUUCUCCAGCAAUUGGUGCGAGUGAUGCGUCCUUUGGAUUCAGCCACCACCUUUGACUUUACUCCGUACACAGUGUCCAUUUAUGAUAGUGUACUAGUCCGACUCAAAGCUGCUGAUUUGGACCAGGAAGUCAAAGAACGUGCCAUCUCGUGCAUGGGAUUCAUUGUUUCUCAUUUGGGAGAUCACCUUGCUGAUCAAUUGAUGGUGUGCCUCCCGAUUUUUCUUGAUCGCCUUCGAAAUGAGAUUACCAGGCUAACGACAGUCAAAGCUUUGACAAAAAUCGCUUCUUCGCCAUUGCACAUUGAUAUCCGCCCAUUGUUGCCCGAAGCACUUCCAAUUCUAGCCGGAUUCCUUCGUAAGAACCAACGAGCUCUUAAGCUUACGACACUUGCACUGCUUGAUCGCAUCGUAAACAACUACAGCGCUGCUUUGACUCCGGAAUUGCUGAAUGCAGUUUUGGCCGAAAUACCGCCGCUAUUGUCCGAGUCGGAUUUGCAUAUCGCGCAGUUGACACUUCAUUUGCUGACUUCAGUUGCGCGCAAUCAGAAAUCGGCUUUUCAAGCUGGCGGAGUAAAUGCAGGCAUUUUGCCCGAAGUCUUCGGCCUCUUGCGUUCACCUUUACUUCAAGGUGUAGCUCUAGGUUCUCUUCUCGAGUUUCUACAAGCUUUGGUAGAGUUUAAUGCGCCGGGAACUGGACUGAGUUAUCGUGAUCUGUUGCUGUCGUUGAUGAAUUUGGCGUCGAAACCAGGGCUUCAUAAAACUGCUCAUCAUUCAGUCGCCCAAGCUGUUGCCUCACUGGUUGUUACUCAACCUGUAGCUGAAGCGUUUACAUUGGUGCAGAACUUCCUCCAGGAGGCUCAGAGACCGCGUUCUGAUUGGCAGCAUAUCUUUGCGCUGCUAUGCAUGGGAGAGAUUGGCAAAAGAAUGGACCUCCAUCAGGUUCCUGGUUUGGGACAGGCCAUUAUCGAUUCAUUCGGCCCACCGAAUGAAGAGGUGAAAUCUGCAGCUUCGCACGCCCUUGGUUCAGUAGCAGUCGGGAAUCUUCCAGCAUUCUUGCCCUUCAUCUUAACACAGAUUGAAACUCAAUCACGGCGCCAAUAUUUGUUGCUGCACUCGUUAAAGGAAGUGAUUACUUCGUUAUCACUUGGAACGGAGGCCAUCGCACAACUGCGUCCCUUUGUACCCCAAAUUUGGGAUCUUCUGUUCCGUCACUGUGAAUGCAACGAAGAAGGAACACGUAAUGUCGUAGCCGAGUGCUUGGGCAAGCUUACGCUAACGGAUCCCGAGGGAUUGCUGCCCCGACUGCGUGUAGCUCUUAAUAGUCCUUCUGCGCUUAUGAGGACCACUAUCGUCACAGCCGCGAAAUUCACAAUUUCUGAUCAAGUCCAAUCGAUCGAUCCUUUGCUUAAACAAUGCAUGGGCGAUUUCCUUCAAACCCUACAGGAUGAUGAUCUAAACGUGCGACGAGUAGCCUUAAUUGCGUUCAACUCGGCAGCACACAACAAGCCAUCACUGAUCAGAGACCUGCUCGAUUCGGUUUUGCCUCAACUAUAUAACGAGACUAAAGUUAGAAAAGAGUUGGUGCGUGAAGUGGAAAUGGGUCCUUUUAAACAUACCGUUGAUGAUGGCCUAGACCUCCGGAAGGCUGCCUUUGAAUGCAUGUACACUCUACUGGACUCGUGUCUUGAUCGCCUGGACGUUUUUGAAUUUUUGAACCAUGUUGAACUAGGGCUGAAAGAUCACAACGACAUUAAAAUGUUAACAUACUUGAUGGUUGCCCGUUUGGCCACGCUAUGUCCAACUGCGGUUCUUCAGCGUCUCGAUCGGCUGGUCGAACCCCUACGGACGACUUGCACUGCUAGAGUUAAAGCGAAUGCUGUUAAACAAGAAUACGAAAUGCAAAAUGAACUCAAGCGCUCUGCUAUGCGUGCUGUAUCUGCGCUGCUGAUGAUUCCGGACUCGGAUAAGAAUCCACAACUUAACGAAUUCGUCCUGCACAUACGAUCAUCACCCGAUCUUCAGGCUCUUUUCGACUCUAUACAGAAAGACGGCUCCGGACAUCACGGAAAUAUGGCUGGCACGUCAAGCGAUUCGAACAUGGACUUAAGUUAAAGCGGUGUAAAAUAAUGUAUGUACUACCAUGGAAAACAAGAUACUGAUUGUUGA
Molecule: messenger RNA, 3910 nt
Organism: Daphnia carinata
Lineage: Eukaryota; Metazoa; Arthropoda; Branchiopoda; Diplostraca; Daphniidae
Gene: Cand1
Product: cullin-associated NEDD8-dissociated protein 1-like
Exons: 20
Coding region: 131-3856 (1241 amino acids)
Biological process (GO): SCF complex assembly; protein ubiquitination
Cellular component (GO): nucleus
Source: RefSeq, a predicted model, not a curated record